AAUAGUGCUCUAUAAUUUAAGUAAGGUCGAUAAAGUAAACUUACGGUCAAGGUUUAUAAUUCUCGCAAGAAAUAUUUUCACGAGGGUGUUGCCUUUUUAGUGCUAAUUGCUUGAAAAUUUGAAAUCGGUUUGAAAAAAGCUCCUGGAUUGAAAUGGGUAUACCCAAGUUCUUCAGGUACAUAAGCGAGAGAUACCCUUGCCUCAGCGAAACGUUAAAGGACUACCAGAUACCACAGUUUGAUAAUUUAUAUUUAGACGUGAAUGGUAUCAUCCAUGGAUGUUCACAUCCCGACGACAGCGAUGUUACAUUUCGUAUCACGGAAGAACAGAUAUUCAAGAAUAUUUUUCAUUACAUAGAGAUAUUGUUCCGCAUGAUUCAACCUCAGAAGUUGUUCCUCAUUGCCAUUGACGGUGUGGCACCACGCGCGAAGAUUAACCAUCAGAGGAGUAGACGUUUCAGGUCUGCCAAGGAUGCAGAAUUGCAGGAAGCUAACGCUGUGGCGAGAGGUAUCAGCAUACCAAAAGAAAAAAAAUUCGACUCCAAUUGCAUAACACCAGGAACAGUUUUUAUGUCUAAGUUGAACGAGGAAUUAAAUUAUUUUGUUACGUACAAGAUUUCUACUGACAAACUUUGGCAGAAGUGCAAGGUCAUAUUCAGUGGAUCGCAGGUUGCGGGAGAAGGAGAGCAUAAAAUAAUGGAUUAUAUUCGUUACAUGAAGUCGCAACCAGGUUACGAUCCACACACUAAACACUGUUUGUAUGGUCUAGACGCAGAUUUAAUAAUGUUAGGUUUAUGCACUCACGAAGUGUACUUUACGUUGCUAAGGGAGGAAAUUCAGUUUGGUAAAAAACAAACGAAAUUAGUAACUCCAGAGGAGACGAAGUUUUGUCUCUUUCAUUUAUCUCUGUUAAGGGAGUAUAUAGACCACGAGUUUUCUCCGUUGAAGGAGAAGUUACCUUUUCCUUUCGACAUCGAAAAGAUCGUCGACGAUUGGGUUUUAAUGGGGCUUCUCGUAGGGAACGACUUCAUCCCGCAUCUGCCGAAUUUACACAUCACUAGUGGCGCGAUGUCCAUAUUGUACAAUGUUUACAUGGAGGUAUUGCCAUCGCUGGAUGGGUAUUUAAACGAAUCCGGGACUCUAAAGUUGGACAGAUUCGAGAAAUUCAUGGAGAGACUCAGUCGUUUUGAUAUAUUAAAGUUUUACGACGUCUACGCAGACCUGAAAUAUUUCGAGAGUAAAACUGGGAGGCGUGUCACAGAGUCCGACAGGCCCAGUAGCAAGAAGUUAAAGGAUAAAGAGACUCCGUCUCCAAAGAGAACGCAAGAUAAAGAGUUCGACGCUUUACUCAGAUCUGCAGCUGAAAUUUCCUUGGGAGACUUUGACGACGACGAGCUGGGAGACGAAGACUCGGACAGCGAAACUUACAAUUUGGAAUUUGUCCAACACAAGAGGGAUUAUUACACAAAUAAAUUAGAAUACCACAAUAUAGACGAAGAGUUUCUACGUUCCCAAGCUGAAGGUUACGUGAGAGCCGUUCAAUGGAACUUGAAUUAUUAUUAUAACGGAUGUUGCAGUUGGUCUUGGUAUUAUCCGCACCACUAUGCUCCUUAUAUCUCGGAUAUAAAAGACUUCAAAGAUUUGAAGUUAGAAUUCGAUUUAGGAGAACCGUUUUUACCAUUUCAACAAUUGCUGGCGGUAUUGCCGCCGUUCAGUAAAGAUUUGUUACCGGAAGCAUUCCGGACGCUGUUGACGGAGGACAAAUCGCCAAUAAUUGAUUAUUAUCCGUCGGACUUUAGGACAGACUUAAAUGGGAAACAACAAGAGUGGGAAGCCGUCGUACUUAUACCGUUCAUAGACGAGAAGCAUUUGCUGGACGCCAUGGAGCCUCGUUUAUCGGAAUUGACUCCCGAGGAACAGGCGAGGAACAAACAUGGACCGAUGCGUAUGUUUACUUACACUGAUGCGAACAUGGGUAUUUGCAAAGCGCCGAAAUAUUUUCAUGACUUUGUCAGUCACGCGAGUGUACAGUUAAUUAAUCGCGAGGAUAUUAUCGUACCAAGGGAGAAGCUAGUGAAAGGGCUGUGCCCUGGGGUCAACUUGGACUUGUACUGUCCUGGGUUUCCUACGUUGAAGUACAUAGAACACACCACCAGCCUGGAGAAGAACGUUGUGAAAGUGUUCGACAGAGUUACAUGGAGAGACAGCAUGAUUUUGCACAUAAAACCUCCACCUCCGACGGAUUUAACGUCCGUAGCGUCCGAGCUACUAGGAAAAUUGGUGUUCGUGAACUGGCCUUACUUGACGGAGGCCCAAGUUGUGGGCGUUUCGAAUUGUGAUACGAAAUUAAGCUUAAUUAAUCCACAAAUGAACUAUUGUUACGAGAAUAUAAACAAGGAAGAGCUGAAGGGCUCCCUUGUCACGCAGUGGAAUUUACAGAAGAAGCAUAUCAUUGAAAUAUAUAAGGUUCGUCUUGGAGUGGACGUAGGAGAAACGAAUAUUUUGAUCCACGCAAGACCGUUCGUAAGCAGUAAAUACAUAUACGGUAGUAGUGGGAAGCUGUACUUUGAGAAACAAUGGUCAGACUCGCAAAUUGCAUACGCUCACCAGAUGAUAGUGAAGGACAUCAGUUCCUACUGUGUCGAAGUGAUGUUAUACAAGACCAUCGAUGAUAUUUUUGUUCCGGAAACAGUUUGCUUUAUGCUGGGACAUCCUCAUUACGGAUCAAUGGGGAAAGUAGCAUCGCCAGUGAUGUGCAAGAAAUCAGGAAGGAUAAGAGUGUCGGUGUCUGUGGCGCAAGAGCCAUGGUUGGACUGGUUGAAACAUAUUUACCAGAACCAGAAGACUCAGUACAUGCCAGGAAGCAUAGCUGCGCAACGGUUAGGCAUAAGUAGUCACCUUUUAAGUAGAAUCACAGGCACGAUUUACGUAAAGUCCUCGGAUGAGUUCAACCCUGAGGAGACCAAAUACAACGUGGGCUUGAAUUUGAAAUUUAACAAGAAGAACGAGGAGGUACUGGGUUACACUAGGAAGGAAAACGGUCAGUGGCUGUACAGCUCGAAAGCUGUGGAUUUGAUCCACAGUUACAUGGCCAAGUGUCCUGACUUGUUUGAACGAUUGGUGCAGAACGUGUCUAACGACGUCUUUCUAGAAGAGAACUUGUUCACCAAGGGUUCGGGAACAUUGAGCGAUAUCGUAGCCUGGUUGAAGGACGAGCUCCAAGACCUACCAAUCUGCCCUUGUGGCACAGAGAGCUUCGAAUCGGACAUGGUCAAGAAAGUAGAGGAAGCUAUAGACCAGUUCGUCAGUACGCAAAGCAACCUCGUUAAGCUAGUACCGAUGCAAGUGAAGCCUCACUUGCUUUACAAACCCGGUUUGCAUCUGCGUAACGUUCCACCAGACCCUAAAGCGCAGACGUACUUGUUCGACAGGAUAUGUUGCACUAGAGAGAACUUCACGGUGCCCCUUGGCCACAAGGGUACCGUUAUAGGCAUUCAGAAGGUCGAUAACGCGUUGGAAACCAUGUACGAUGUUCUGUUCGAUAAAACAUUCCCAGGUGGACUAGUGAUAAACGGCUGUUCGGAGCUCCGCGGGUACCGUCUGUCGCCGAUUGAUUUCAUAAACAUUAGCCACGGGGAGAGAAUCGAGCACGGUAGAGCGCGAUCAGUGGACGGGAAUACAGAGUCUAUAGAAGGUUGGAGGGACAGCUCCAAUCAGAAAGCUCAGUCUUGCGCAAACGCGAGCGCUUUCGCGUCGUACAAAAAAAAGAUUCAAGCGGAGCUACCGAAGCUGCGCAUUAUUCAAAGGAAUAACGAGCCGAAUCAGGAGUGUCAGUUGGGGCCGCCGCCGAACGCUUAUAGAUGGAAACAGUGCAACAUGCAGAACACGGUGGACUCGCAAGAUACUUACAAACUUGCUAAAAAUGUCCAGCAGAACGCGCCCUCGGACAAUACGCACAAGAAACCGGCGACGAAGCCGUCGCUGGAGUUCCAAGCGUUGUGGAACGAGCUGCACAAGCUGCAGACCACCAAUGACCAGCCGAAGGUUGAGCUGGUACUUCCGAUGGCUCCACAAGCCAAGCAGAUCAAUAAAAGCUUCCCCGAGAGUUCUCCACAAGAUCCUAGCGCAUUCUUGAAGGCCGUACUGAAAAUCUCUGAUGAAAACAAAGGCCAAACUAAGCAGCCCGCACCAAAUCCACCUUUGAGCAAUGCAGUUCCAAAGGAGAAUAAAACAUUGGAUACUCCUCCGCUGGUGCAACAACUGUUCGAUCACGCUCGACAGAAUGAUAAAGUAAAGGAUGAGAAGUCACCCACUUGGUACUGUACGCAAUUACUGAAUUACUGUCUACUUAAAGGAGUAGGAAUGCCUCGAUACAGCUACUUCACAGAUGAAAAGACUAACUUGGUUCGCUCCCAUAUUCUCUUACCCGACAAGAGGGUGUUUGUGGGAGAUUCCUGUCCGAAUCACGAACAAGCUGCGGGGAGUGCUGCUGAAAAAGUGUAUACGGAAUUAAAUUUGGUCAACAUAUUAUCGAACAUGAAUAUGGUCCUGCCUCCAAUGGUCUGGUACCCCGGUGGACAAAACCACCCCUGGCUCCCUAACGUACUGCUUCCAAGAGUCCCUUUUCAACCUACGAAGCCACAACCGCAUCAGCAUUACCUCCAGUGGUCCAUGCAAGUGCAGCACAACCCAGGUUACCAGCCAGUUCCCUCGCAGAACAAUCAGUACAAGCUCCCACCUCAGCCACCGUCGACCCAAAACCCAUCCAAGUCUGAAAUAAAGAACAGCAGGUCUUUCGUUCCGCUGCAAGCGCAAAAGAAAAGCAGAAACAUCACUGCCAAGCAGGCUACUACCAAGGAGGGGAAAGAAUGUGCCAAAGAAAAUCCUCAGACAGUAGCGCAGCAAAAGAAAAAGGAAUUGCCCGUCAAGAAAGUCGAAACCGUCGCCGCGGCCCCUGAGAAACAGAAGUCCGUGGAAAGCAACCGUCACCAAAUACAAAACACGUCGAUCGUACCGAAACCUAAGAAAUCGCGGGUGGCGGCCAAGUUUGGUAUACAGUCUCAAACGGAGGAAACGAAUCACAGUAAGAAGUCCACUUAAGACACGUGAAAAAACGAUGCGAAAUGUUGAUACGUAUUUAUUUUCAUUUUUCGAACACUUCUUUUUUAUAUUUUGUAAUAAAAAGGUUCCGAGUGAGACGAGUAUUGAUCAUGUAAAAGAGUAUAUACGAAAUGAAAUUGAAAUAUCGUGUACAUAAUACUCAGUUUGUAAGUAGCGUUAUUUUAGAUUUCUUUUCUAAGGGUAUUGGCUCAUUAUACUGUACAAAAGGACGUUGAAGGAUACGUUAAUUAUAAGAUUGAAUUGACUUUUAUACGUACGAUUCGUGGUUGUGCGAAGAACAGUAUUGAGUACUAUAAAAACGCGAAGUUGCGGUGUACGACGACGUACUUCAGUACGCUGAAAUGUGAUCAUUUAAUUUAGACUUACUGAUAAAAGUGACGAAAGAAAGAAAAGAUAUUUUACGUAUAGUCGACCAGACGAACAUUGUUAUUUUUGUGAUUUCAUAGGCUGAUUCGCUCGAUUAUUUGAAAACUGUACGAAUCUUUGUUUCCUAGAAAAGAUAUUUGUAAAUGGCAUGGAUUCUAUCGAAAUCAAAAUUUGCGCCUUGAAAAGAAAACGGCACUUGCGUUUGUAAAUUUGUAAAACACUGAUCGGGUGAAGAUGAAUAAAAACCAUGGGUUACAUAUGUAACGCAAA
Messenger RNA from Hylaeus anthracinus, 5756 nucleotides. It is a transcript of the gene pcm, whose product is annotated as 5'-3' exoribonuclease 1. The transcript has 16 exons. The record is from RefSeq and is a predicted model, not a curated record. Gene Ontology annotation, molecular function: 5'-3' RNA exonuclease activity; RNA binding. The coding region runs from base 153 to 5099 and encodes 1648 amino acids. NCBI's taxonomy places the organism in Eukaryota, Metazoa, Arthropoda, Insecta, Hymenoptera, Colletidae. Gene Ontology annotation, biological process: nuclear-transcribed mRNA catabolic process; rRNA catabolic process. Gene Ontology annotation, cellular component: nucleus.